GAAAAUAAAAACUAAAGAAAACAUCAAAAUAAUAAAAAAAAUAUUAUUUUAUUUCGAAAUAUUGUUUAAUUCAAUUUGUGUUGCAAAAUUGUCAGCAGAUUAAAGAUGAAUCGUAACAGAAGAGAAAUUCGAUAUUUUGCAACAAGUGAAAAUCAAAAACCAAGCUGUAUUGAACAGGCCAUCGUUUUCAUAAGCCUUCUCUUUGUUGUACUAACGCUUCCAAUAUCAAUAUUUUUAUCUUUGAUUGUUAUGCCAGAAUAUAAAAGGGCAGUUAUAUUCAGAUGCGGCCGUCUAAAGCGUGGUGGAGCACGUGGUCCUGGUAUUGUGUUUAGAAUCCCAUGUGUCGAUUAUUGUGUAAGAGUUGACUUGCGUACGAUAUCAUACGAUGUACCAGCGCAGGAAAUUCUCACAAAGGAUCACGUAACAAUUAGUCUUGAUGCAGCAGUUUAUUAUAGAAUUUUCGAUCCAUUGCUAGCCGUAAUACAAGUGGAGCAAGUUCAUUUCGCGACCAGAAUGCUGGCGCAGGCGACACUACGCAAUAUAGCUGGACAAAAGCAAGUUUUGGAAUUGAUGUCCGAAAAAGAUUCAGUGUCGAUGGCUAUGGCAGCAAUCUUAAAAUCCGCUACAACACCAUGGGGAGUGUAUGUGGAACGUGUUGAAAUCAAGGAUGUCCGCCUGCCAUUGAAUUUGCAGCGAGCAAUGGCUGCCGAAGCUGAAGCAAUCAGAGAGGCGAAAGCAAAGGUAGUUUCCGCGGAAGGCGAACUGAGCGCUUCCAAGGCCCUUAGGGCUGCAUCUGAUGUAAUGGCUUCCAAUCCCGUAGCGCUGCAGUUACGUUAUCUGCAAACAUUAAGUCUUAUUUCUGGUGAUCAAAACAAAAAUAUAAUAUUUCCGUUUCCCGUGAAUUUGAUAAAACAACUAGUGCUUGGUAAAGGAAGUGAGCCUAGUCAGGGAAGUUCAUCUAAGAAAAAAGUUCCAGACGAAAUGGAAUUAAGUGGCGCUGUUGAUGAAGCACUGGAAGAAGCAUAUAGGGCGUUAGAUGAUGCUAAAAUAUGUAGAUGCAUCGAAUAGUACAAAAAAGGAGCAUAACCAUCGUUGGAGGUAUUGGACAACAUCUUCUGGCAUAACUACUAAUAUAAAUUUUUGUAAAUCAUUACUUCUUAAUUAGCUUUUAUCCUUAAAUACCUAUUAUGAGAAAGAAAUAAAAUUAUGUGCGCAUACA
This is a messenger RNA of Anastrepha ludens (Mexican fruit fly), 1219 nucleotides long. Its product is annotated as band 7 protein AGAP004871-like. The record is from RefSeq and is a predicted model, not a curated record. The transcript has 6 exons. NCBI's taxonomy places the organism in Eukaryota, Metazoa, Arthropoda, Insecta, Diptera, Tephritidae. Gene Ontology annotation, cellular component: plasma membrane. Bases 106 to 1068 code for a protein of 320 amino acids.